AUGAGACUCUCAUCAGCCUGGACAGCACUUGUUUUACUUCUGAUUCAAGGAGCAUCAAGAGCAUGCACAGUUAAGAAACUGGGCACCAGCACAGGGAGAUUUGCCAACGCCACCUUAGUGCGCCUGUCAGAGUUUUUGAGUGCGGGGUAUAAGAAAGGCGUGAGACCGGUGAAGGACUGGAGGACAUCCACUAUAGUGGCCAUAGACCUCAUGGUUUACUCUAUUCUCAAUGUGGAUGAGAAAAACCAGGUUUUGACAACAUAUGUGUGGUACAGACAGUCAUGGACAGAUGAAUUCCUGGUCUGGAACCCAGAAGACUUUGAUGAAGUCAAACAAGUUUCUAUACCCACCGCUAAUGUGUGGGUGCCUGACAUCCUCAUUAAUGAGUUUGUGGAUGUGGGGAAGUCUCCAGACAUUCCUUAUGUCUAUGUGACACAUGAUGGACUGGUGCGCAACUAUAAACCCAUCCAGGUUGUCACAGCCUGUACCCUCAACAUCUACAACUUCCCCUUUGAUGUGCAGAAAUGUAGCCUGACCUUCCAGAGCUGGCUUCAUACCAUUGAUGACAUUAACAUCACCCUGAUGCGAAGGCCCGAGGAGCUCAGGGAGGACAAGAGUGUCUUCAUGAACCAAGGAGAGUGGGAGCUGCUCCAUAUACUCUCCAACUACAAGAUAUUCAGUGUUGACAAUGAUGACUAUUAUGCUGAGAUGAAGUUCCAUGUGGUGAUCCGGCGGCGGCCAUUGUUCUACACUGUGAACCUGCUCCUGCCCAGUAUCUUCUUGAUGGUGAUGGACAUUGUUGGUUUCUAUCUGCCACCAGACAGUGGAGAGAGGGUUUCCUUCAAGAUCACUUUGUUGCUAGGCUACUCUGUCUUCCUUAUCAUUGUAUCUGACACCCUGCCUGCCACUGCCAUAGGAACCCCGUUGAUAGGUGUGUACUUUGUGGUCUGCAUGGCCCUCCUGGUGAUCAGUCUAACAGAAACCGUGCUGAUUGUGCGUCUGGUCCACAAGCAGGACCUCCAGCCUCCUGUACCCCACUGGGUAAAGUACCUGGUGCUGGAAAGAGCCCCAGUCCUCUUCUGCAUCCACAAGAAGCACCGCCUCUGCUCUAGACUAUCAUCCCAGGCCUCCGACCUGGAACACUACAAGGACAACAACUAUGGCACUGCCCGGUGCACCCUCCACCACACCUGUGAGAUAGGUCGAAGGCUCAGCCAGCACGACAGAGAAGGCGGGCUGCUUGGACUUGGCCUGCCCCCCUCCAGGGACCCGACACCUCCUGUCAUGGACAACAUCCUGCAUGAGGUGACAGCGAUACGCCACUUCCUGGAGAAGAGGGACAGAUGCCGGGAAGUUGCCAAGGAAUGGCUGCAGGUCGGCUACGUGCUGGACGUGCUGCUCUUCAGAGUCUACUUAGUGGCCAUGGUGGCCUAUAGCAUCACACUGGGCACACUGUGGUCUGUGUGGCAGGUUGCCUGAGCCUUACAGCUGCACUAAUGUGGACACAAGCUCAGCAGGUAGAGCGUGGAAUUCAAAAGGCCAGACUUAGUAGCUCUAUGCCAUGUGUAGCUCAGUGGAUACAGGAAGGCGCUCGUAAAGUAAUGGAACAGGGAAAUGGUUCCUGUAAUUGCAGCAUAUGUAGCUACUGUACACUGAAAGGUCAAAUGACCAGUUGGGUUUGCCACUAUAUCCCUACAAACAUUAUCAUUGUUAUCACCACUUAGGUUUGAUCAGAGAGUUUUAGUGUCAUGAUGAAAAUGCAAUCUGAGAUACUUUUCAGGGCCAGCUCAAAGCAACCCAAUAGACAUACAGCCUCACCCACUUAUAAAUGUAAUGUUAUUGUUCUUAUUCAUAAAGGAAAACAACAACAAAAGCCUUGAUCCAGUUGUGUUUAGAUGAAUAUGUUCUUAGGGGAAAAGUUUUUGGGAUAAAAUUAGCCAGUUAAAAAAAUAAAUAAAUAAAUACUACCACAAUGUUCAUCUGUUUGAAUACAAUAAUAUCUGUCUGUAAAAACCUACAUUGGUCAAACCAUAACAAGCUGUUGUAAUAAUGGUGAAACCUGAAGAAAGAAAAUGUGGGCACAUUCAGCUGUGAUGAUACAGUAAAGAAGACAUGUUGGUGACCAGUAGGAUAUGUGUUAGCUGCAGAGUUUUGAUCAUGCUGUUACUGUGAUUUAAAUAUUUAAAAUAUGUAUUAACUAAACAUGAAUUAGUAAAUAAGGAAUUUAUAUCAGUGAGGUAAUGACUGCAUAUAAUGACCUGUUUUGCACUACAUGUAAAUUAAAGAAAAGAUUGGAAUAUAUGUCCCCUUGUGUUGAAUGUCUGUAAAUAAAAUGGUGGAAAUUUGCAGAACUUUAAACCAUAUAAUGUUUAAUGUGUCACCUCAUGAUAAAAUCUGUCUAAGUGAAAUGUUGAAUAUAACGGUUGUAACUCACAGCUCGGAUAACAGUGUUUCAACAAGUUUCUGUAUAAAGCAACAUUGGGCUGUAAAGUUUUUAGUUUCAUACAUUAAUAUACCUAAUAUUUAUAUAUAAUGGAACUGUGUAGUUGUUUCAACAGAAGAUAAAAUACAAUUAUCCGUAAUGAAAGAAACAGAGCUGCAUAUAGUAUCAUAUUUCAAUAAAUGUAACAAUGUUUCAUCAUAACCAGUUAACAAUGCCUGUGUUUAGCAACUAA
Lates calcarifer (barramundi perch) is the source of this 2675-nucleotide messenger RNA. RefSeq names its product 5-hydroxytryptamine (serotonin) receptor 3A (gene htr3a). Bases 1 to 1479 code for a protein of 492 amino acids. The record is from RefSeq and is a predicted model, not a curated record. The transcript is spliced from 9 exons. Gene Ontology annotation, molecular function: neurotransmitter receptor activity; extracellular ligand-gated monoatomic ion channel activity; transmembrane signaling receptor activity. Gene Ontology annotation, cellular component: postsynaptic membrane; synapse; neuron projection. Gene Ontology annotation, biological process: chemical synaptic transmission; monoatomic ion transmembrane transport; regulation of membrane potential. Lineage: Eukaryota; Metazoa; Chordata; Actinopteri; Centropomidae.